Molecule: messenger RNA, 3389 nt
Organism: Spea bombifrons (plains spadefoot toad)
Lineage: Eukaryota; Metazoa; Chordata; Amphibia; Anura; Pelobatidae
Gene: RECK
Product: reversion inducing cysteine rich protein with kazal motifs
Exons: 21
Coding region: 63-2966 (967 amino acids)
Biological process (GO): blood vessel maturation; extracellular matrix organization; sprouting angiogenesis
Cellular component (GO): plasma membrane
Molecular function (GO): protein binding; metalloendopeptidase inhibitor activity
Source: RefSeq, a predicted model, not a curated record
AGCAGGAGAGGGGAUUCUGGCUUUAAAGUGGAGGAGGUCAGGGUAGCAGCAGCGGUGAUGUGAUGAGCGCGGCUCCUGUGCGGGUCAUGUCGGUGGCUGCCUCCCCGGGGCUGCCCGGGCUCUGUCUGCUCCUGCUGGUCGCGCUGCUCCCGGAGGCUGCGGAUACUUCAUGCUGUUACCAUGCAAAGGAUAAUUCUAUGUGCCGUGAUGUGUGUGAGCAGAUUUUGACUUCAAAAAGUGAAUCUCGGCUGAAACACCUGCUGCAGAGAGCACCAGAUUACUGUCCACUAUCUAUGACAGAAAUGUGGACCUGCAUAAAUUCCUCGCUGCCAGGUGCCAGUAAGAAAUCAGAUGGGUGGGUUGGCCUUGGAUGCUGUGAGCUAGCAAUAGCAAUGGAAUGCCGUCGUGCUUGUAAACAGGCGUCCUCAACAAAUGAUAUAUCAAAAUUUUGCAGGAAACAGUAUGAGACUGCACUUAUCAGCUGCGUUAACAGAAAUGAGAUGGGAUCAGUUUGCUGUAGCUAUGCUGGCCGGCACACCAACUGCCGAGAGUACUGCCAGGCCAUUUUCCGUACAGAUUCAUCGCCGGGCCCUUCGCAGAUCAAAGCAGUGGAGAAUUACUGUGCCUCAAUCAGUCCUACACUAGUGCAAUGUGUGAACAACUACACGCAGUCAUACCCAAUGAGAAAUCCUGUUGACAGCCUAUACUGCUGUGACAGGGCAGAGGAUCAUAGCUGUCAGUCUGCCUGUAAAAUGAUUCUCAUGUCUAAGAAAACAGAGAUUGAGAUUGUGGACAGUCUUAUUGAAGGGUGUAAAACACUGCCUCUGCCCCAGGAUCCUCUCUGGCAGUGCUUCCUGGAGAGCUCAAGGUCAUCCCAUCCAGGAAUUACAGUAGCUCCGCCGCCUUCCACAGGACUCGAUGGGGCUAAGUUACAUUGUUGUUCAAAAGCCAACUCUGCAAUGUGUAGGGACCUGUGCACUAAGUUAUACAGCACAAGCUGGGGGAAUACCCGUAGCUGGCAAGAUUUUGAUCACAACUGUGAAUAUAAUCCACUGGAGGUGGCGAUGUUAACAUGCCUAGCAGAUGUCAGGGAACCUUGCCAGCUUGGCUGUCGAAACCUCACCUACUGUACCAACUUUAAUAACAGGCCAACUGAACUGUUCCGAAGCUGCAAUGCUCAGUCUGAUAUGGGAGCUAUGAAUGAUAUGAAAUUGUGGGAGAAGGGAAGCAUCAAAAUGCCGUUUAUGAAUAUUCCUGUCCUGGAUAUAAAGAAAUGUCAUCCUGAGAUGUGGAAAGCCAUUGCUUGCUCUCUUCAGAUUAAACCUUGUCAUGGUAAAUCUAGAGGAAGCGUCAUAUGCAAAACAGAUUGUGUAGAAAUUCUUAAGAAGUGUGGAGAUCACAGUAAAUUUCCAGAUGAUCACACUGCAGAAAGUAUUUGUGACCAGCUUUCUUCAACGGAUGAUACAGAAGAUUGUAUCCCACUGUAUAUAUAUUUACGUUCAAGUCCAUUGGACAAUGCAGUUGAAGAAGUUACCCAUCCCUGCAACCCAAACCCUUGUCCUCCGUACCAAUUGUGUGAGGUGAAUAGGAAGGGAUGUCUUUCUGGUGAACCAUGCCUUCCAUACUUCUGUACGCAAGCUUGUAAGUUGGGAGAAGCGUCAGAUUUCCUUGUUCGACAAGGGGGUCUCAUUCAGGUACCUUCAGGAGAUGUAGGCUGCUAUAAAAUCUGUACUUGUGGACACAGUGGAAUCCUGGAAAACUGCAUGGAAAUACAGUGCAUCAACCUACAGAAAUCCUGUGUUGUUGGUGGUCAACGGAAAAAUCAUGGAACCUCUUUUAAAAUUGACUGUAACAUCUGUUCAUGUGUUGCUGGUACAAUAAAAUGUUCUGAUCGCCAGUGCUUCAACGAACUAAUUUCUGAAGAUGAUCGAGCUAUGUUUACAGGGUUACCUUGCAACUGUGCAGAUCAGUUUGUGCCUGUGUGUGGGCAUAAUGGACGUACCUAUCCAAGUGCCUGCAUUGCACGGUGUGUUGGCUUACAGGACAACCAGUUUGAAUUUGGACAGUGUUCUUCAAAGGAUCCCUGUAAUCCUAACCCAUGUCAAAGAAGUCAAAGAUGCAUUAUAAAGAGACAAGUUUGCUUAACUAGCUUUGAGAAGUUUGGAUGUCCGCAGUUCGAAUGUAUACCACGUCAGCUACAAUGUGAACAUUCCCAAGACCCUGUGUGUGAUACUGAAAAUGUUGAACAUGCCAGCAUAUGUACUUUGCAUCAAAGGGGAAAGCAAAUCUCAUAUAAGGGAUCAUGUCAGCCUUUCUGUGAAUCCCUGGAACCUGUUUGUGGACACAAUGGAGAAACCUACAGCAGUGUGUGUAGUGCCUAUUCUGAUCGUGUUGCUGUGGAUUACUAUGGUCGCUGUCAAGAUGUGGGUGUCUUCUCACACCACACCCUUCGCACUGAAUGCUCAUAUAUAAAAUGCCCCCAAAAUCCUGUACCAGGUUAUAAACUAGUCACACCUCCUGGAGCAUGUUGUCCAUUGUACGCUGGUGUUUUAAGGAUUUUGUUUGACAAAGACAAAUUAGACAUCUUUGCUAAGGCAACAAAGAAGACACCCAUUACUGUCCUAGAUGUUCUUGAAAAAAUAAGGCUGCACAUAUCUGUGCCCCAGUGUGAUGUAUUUGGCUAUUUAAGCAUGGAUUCGGAAAUAAUUGUACUUAUUGUUCCUGUAGACACACAUCCAAAACCCAUACAGAUUGAUGCCUGCAAUAAAGAGACAGAAAAGAUAAAUUCACUUAUAAAUUCUGACAGCCCAACACUGGCAUCCCAGGUUCCACUGUCAGCCCUCAUCACAUCAGAAGUUGAAGUAUCAUCAGCAUUACAUUCUGGAUCUACCCAGACAAUCACUGCUCUCUGCUAUUUAUAUUUAUGUAUUUUAAUUGCGCUGUCUUUUGCAUUCUCUCAUGCGUAACAUACACACAUUUUAAUCUGACAAUUGUUCCUUGGCAUUCAGAAACAUGGCAAUGAUAAUCAAUGGACACACAAAAUAUUUUCUCUGCAAUGAGUGAGCAUCAUAUGCAUCACAUUGUGUCAUUUGCAUCACAAGUACUAAUGUUUGUUUUUCUUUUUAUUAACAUUUGUGUUUUCUAUCUCAUCCCUUUAUAGAUAGAUAGCUCUAUCAGUAUAAACAUCAAUUUUAAAACUUUUUAAAAAUACCUCUUAGAUUAUAUGUGUAUAAUGAGUCAGCUGCUCACUUAUUUUUUCUGUAUAUACCAAAUAAUCAUUGUGCACAAACUUUCCCUUAUUGUCGUUAACCAACUGUUAGGUAGUGCACACUUUUAUAAUAUGCAUUAAUGCUCAUUUUUUCCUUAAAAAGGGAACAAAAUGACAAAAA